Myxocyprinus asiaticus (Chinese sucker) is the source of this 8041-nucleotide messenger RNA. RefSeq lists its product as uncharacterized. The transcript is spliced from 2 exons. Gene Ontology annotation, biological process: DNA integration. NCBI's taxonomy places the organism in Eukaryota, Metazoa, Chordata, Actinopteri, Cypriniformes, Catostomidae. The record is from RefSeq and is a predicted model, not a curated record. Gene Ontology annotation, molecular function: nucleic acid binding. The coding region runs from base 2419 to 6906 and encodes 1495 amino acids.
CAGGUGUUAUAUUUAUUUAUUAAUUUCACACAAAAUCUCUCUUUUUGUUAUUAUCAUUUGUUAUAUUUAUAUAAUUAUUUUGUAUUCUGGAAAUUCUUUUAAUAUUGAUUUCUUUUAUUUGAGAUGUCAUGUUUCUAUGGUUAUAUGGUACUUUUUCAGUAUUGUUAAAAAUGGCGCGUGGCUCCUUUAAGACUUAUGUUCCGGUUCCGGUUGCUCUCCUUCAGUUCGCGGUAAGCGCGACUGAAGAGAGGUUAGUUGUGCUGAAGCUCCGUCUAAAAAGUUUGAUAUGGGUUUUUUUUAUUGUAAUAAGACAUGUAAUUUUGUUCUUAAAUUCACUUUAAUCUUAUUCAAACAUGUAUGAAGUUUGUGUGACUGAUAUGGAGCAUGUAUUUUUGGAGAGAGUUCAUUAAGCAUGAGUGUGCAAGCUCUGUGGCUAAAAUAAUGCUUUUCACGGACAGGCUGGUGUUCCAGUUGUGAGAGAAGGCCACAGGUUGAUUAAUUUGUUUCUUUAUUCAUGCAGAAUAAAAUCUGGCCAGAGUAAUUCCUGUUGCCCGGUCUUGUUCAUUUAUCCACACAACGCAGAGCUAAACGAAGGCCGGUCACAUUGGUGCCGUGACUUUUAUUUGAUGCAAGUCAUCGUGGAUCCUCCUUGAUCAACGUCAGCUUGGUCGCUGGGGUUUGCUGCAUUCAAACGUCCUAAUUCUGCCUGUACCUGUGUGUAAGAAAAAAAAAAAGGUUGGACAUUAGACUGUACAUAAUUCAGAAAAAAGGUUGAAAGUUCAUAUUUACAGAAGAGAGAAAAGAAAAAGAAAAGGUUGAAUUUGUAAUACCAUUUUGUUUGAUUAUUUGGUUGCUAUGAUCAUUAUCUGUUCUAAUUUACUUUUGUUGAUCUGUAAAACUCAAAAUGUCAAAAAAUAGUGAGAAGACAAGUUACUCUCCUAAUGAUGGGUUUGAAUUGGGUUUUGCCAGGGGGCGUAUCUUUGGUGAACUUGAACAGACACCACUCAGAAGGACAGUUAAUAUUGGUUCUCCUGAUUUCUGUUCUACCCGUAACCCCGGUAGAGUACAUAAUACUGAAUCAGAAAAGUGUGAAGGUGCUGCUUCAGACAACCGAGACUACAGUAACACUGACUUAAGUAGUUUAAUCACACAGCUUGCUCAACAAAUAGGGCAGUCAAUAUCUGAUCAGCUGAAAAAAAGCAGUGAAAAAAAUGAGUGUCCUGAUAUUCAAACGCAGAGCAUAGGGACGAGCCAGGUUCUCGUGGAGUCACCUUCUCUAAAUUUGACUGGUAUGAAGUUGGUGAUGAAGCCUGAUGUUAAGGCACCUCCCUGUUUCAGAGGGGAUGGAUCUGACAAAUUAUCAGUACACGAAUGGGAAGAAUUCAUGGAUGUUUAUUUGAGGAAGAAAGGUGUUCCUUUAGCUGAACAAGCCGAUGAGAUCAUGUCGAACUUAAUGGGGAGAGCUAAAGAUGUAAUCAAGAUAGCACUACGCAGCAAUCCAUCACUGAAGCCUAAAACAAACCCAAGGAUUGUCACAGACAUACUCAAACAGCACUUCAGCGAAUUGUCAUAUUCAUCUAUGCCGCUUGCUGACUUCUAUGGCACUUUACCUGUAGCAGGAGAGAAUGCAAUGGAAUAUUGGAUUCGGCUUAAUAAAGCUGUUGAUGUAGCUGACGAGUGUUUGAGAAGACAGGGCAGAAGUAUUGAAGAUCCUACCCGUGAGGUGACACAAAUGUUUGUUAAGCAUUGCCCUGACCAAUCUCUUUCUGCUAUCUUGAAGUUCAAGUCUGCUGAUAGGUGGACGGCGGCUGAAAUACAAGAACGUCUUGAUGAAUAUCAAGCUGAGAAAAGAGCACAAAUGAAGGCACAGUCUAACCAUUCUGCCUUUACGAAGACUGUAGCUACCAAUGCCCAAAUGUCAAAUUUAGAUGAUGGAACAUCUGGGAAUGUGCCGAAAGUAUCAGCAGGUCAAGGUGGGCUGUCAGUUACACCAUCAGUUCAGACAAGUGACAGCUGUACUCAGUCCCUUAUCAGUUUGCUCGAUCGUGUGCUGAAGCAUAACAUGCAAACCCCCUCUGUACCUGUAGAUUCAUUUAGGCAUGGGAAUGCGAGCAGGAAGUUUUGCAAAGUGUGCAGAGGCAUGGACCAUUCUACAGUUGCACAUUGUAGAAGAGAUGGUUUAUGCUUGUUUUGUUUUGAACAUGGACACAGAAAAAGAGAGUGUCCGAAGUGGAGUAGUCAUGACAGUCUGGAGGUAAACUACUCGCCACGAGGAGCUGGUCCUUUAAACCAUUAGACCCACAUUUGGAGAGGGGAUGUGUGGGUGAGGAUCAAACCCUCAUAAGUGAUCUGGAACAGCAGUAUGAGAAUGCAUGUCAUACAGCAUCUGAUGGUACUUGCGUGAUAUACGCACAAAACAUGCAGAAAAUAAAGGCUUUUGAUGAUCUUUUCUAUACUUCUGUGAUUGUAAAUGACCAGUUCCACAUGAGAGGAAUGCUUGACACUGGCUCUAUGUCUUGUACUCUUAGUGAGACAGCUGAACAAAAGUUGUUGGCUGAAAAUGUUGUCUUGGACAAAAGAUCACUACCUGAGAAUAUCAUUCUUGUCGGUGUUGGGGGUAAGACCGCACAGCCAAAAUGUUUGUACGAAGUUAGUAUGAAAGUGUAUGGCAUCAGCUGUCGAGUUCCAAUUCUUGUUGUUCCAGGACAACAUGAUGAUUUAAUUCUUGGCACCAACUUGAUCAAGCAUAUUGUGAAUCAAAUGAAGAACACAGAUGAGUAUUGGGACUUCAUAUCGCAAAGCGCUACACAGUUAUCACCGGAUGGUGAACACUUUUUGGAUGUGAUGUCAAAUCUCACUCGCUGGCGACAUGAUGAGAUCCCUAGCAAAAUCGGAACAAUAAAGCUUCAUCAUGCUGUCACUCUUGCUGCUAGACAAGAACAUUUAGUGUGGGGAAGACUGCCCAGCGACACUUUAUUGUCCCUCGGGAGUACCAUUCUUGUUGAACCAACUACCUCCAAGACUAUGCCAAGAAACAUCAUGGUAGCUCGUGUGAUAACAUCUAUGUGGGGUGAUAGGUGGGUACCUAUGAAAAUAACCAAUUUGUCAGACCAACCUGUCACGCUAAGGAAGAAUCGGAAAUUGGCAGAUGUUUCACCUUGUUUGGCUGUUGAAGAUUUCCCAGUUUUGCAGGGCACUGGAAAGAUAAAGGAGGUUAGUUCAGAGAUGCAAGCUUCUCCAAAUUAUACUUCAAAUUUGAGACUGCAAGAUGUUGGGUUAAGUGAAAUUGACAUUGAUCUCUGCAAAGUUACUGAUGCAUCCAAAGAGAAACUUGUACAGUUAUUGGUGAAUUACAAUGAUGUGUUUUCAAAGCAUCCCUUAGACUGUGGUGAGGCUAAGGAGUUUGAACACCGUAUCCGACUUACAGAUGAGAGGCCUUUCCGGUUGCCAUAUCGGAGGAUCCCUCCUGCUCAUUACCAGAAGCUGCGUCAGGUGUUAACUGAGAUGGAGGAGCAAGGGAUAAUUAGAAAAUCGGUAAGCGAAUAUGCAUCGCCUUUGGUGCUUGUGUGGAAAAAGGAUGGAAGCCUCCGCAUCUGUACGGACUUCAGGUGGCUUAAUGCGAGGACACUCAAGGAUGCUCACCCACUCCCUCAUCAGUCCGACUGUCUCGCUGCUUUAGGAGGUAACAAUUACUUCAGCACCUUGGACUUAACCUCCGGAUUCUACAAUUUGCCUAUGCAUGAACAAGACAAAAAAUACACCGCGUUCAUUACUCCUAUGGGACUACAUGAGUAUAACCGCAUGCCACAAGGCUUGUGCAACAGCCCAGCUUCGUUCAUGCGGAUGAUGCUUAGCAUUUUUGGGGAUAUGAACUUUAGCAGUCUGCUCUGCUAUUUGGAUGAUUUACUUGUGUUUGCACCCACGGAGCAAGAGGCUUUAAGCAGGUUGGAAAUGGUUUUUCAGCGGCUUAGGUUAUAUCACCUGAAACUGAGUCCCAAAAAAUGUCAUUUCUUGCGUGAUUCAGUGAGAUUCUUGGGUCAUAUUAUUUCUGGCCAUGGCAUCUCAGUGGACUUCACGAAGGUGGAUGUUAUAUCCAAAAUGUCCAAGUUGCAACUUAUGGAGGAAGAUGGUUGCACUCCAUCAGCGCGAAGAAUCAAGUCAUUUCUAGGAAUGAUUUUCUACUAUCAACACUUCAUCCAUAAUUGUUCUUCGAUCGCCAAGCCUCUCUUUGCUCUAACUGCGGGUCAGAAGAGACGAGGUAAAGAGAAAGUUAGGAAGCCUGUUGGCACAUUCAGAAAGCUGAAUCCAAGUGAUUGGACGGAGGACUGUGACAUUGCUUUCAAUACACUCAAAGAGAGGUUGUCGAACUGUGCUGUGCUAGCACAUCCUGAUUUCUCUAGGCCUUUGAUUCUCUCAAUUGACGCAUCUUUAGAUGGGUUAGGUGCUGUGCUAUCCCAAGUUCCAGCAGGGGAAGAAAUAGCUCGGCCUAUUGCCUUCGCCAGCAAGACCCUAACCGUGUCACAGAGGAAGUACCCUGCGCACAGGCUCGAGUUUUUGGCUUUGAAAUGGAGUGUGUGCGAAAAGUUCAGCCACUGGCUCAAGGGGCACAGCUUCACAGUUUGGACUGACAACAAUCCACUUACACACAUUAUGACUAAGCCAAAACUCGAUGCCUGUGAACAAAGGUGGGUUUCAAAAUUAGCCUCUUAUUCUUUUGACAUAAAACAUAUUGCAGGAGUCAAGAACAUUGUGGCUGAUACCUUAAGCAGAGAUCCAUUUGCAAGGUCAAUUAGUCAUAGGCUCAUGAAUGAGAGUUACAACCGCUUACUUAACGAAGUUGAUGCUGUAGGAGAAGAAGGAAUACAGGAUGUGUUUCGUCUGAAGGUUGAGUGUCACAAGAUGAGUGAUCAGCCUGGAUGUCAGUCAAGUUGUCAUGUGCAGUCAUGUGAUCCAGUAACCGUCAAGACACUUUGCCAUGUCCAAGAUGAUUGGGAAAUGGCGACAGUGACGCGAGCAGUUCAGCUGGUGCAGUUAGUUCAGCAGAUUGCAGCUACUAGCCAAGGUGAACAGCCUCUACCCAUGUUCUCUCAUGAUGAGUUGGAAAGAAGUCAAGAGCUCGACCUUACCAUUUCCAAGGUUCUCCCUUUUGUACUUCGUAAAAGACGCCCUUCAAGAAGAGAGAAAGAAAAGCUCGACUACAGAGCUUUAGCCCUUGUCAAGCAAUGGGAUCACCUAAAAGUGUGUGAUGGGAUUCUGUACAGGUUAACUAAGGACCCAAUAAGCAGACAGAGAAGACAUCAGUAUGUUCUGCCUCAUAGCAUGGUAGAAAAAGUUCUACACGGUCUUCACGAUCUUGCCGGUCACCAAGGACAGGCUAGAACAGUUCAUUUGGCAAGACAGCGCUUCUUCUGGCCCAAGAUGGAGAGCGAGAUCAGAGAAUAUGUGAAGUGUUGCAAGAGGUGUAUUCUGGCAAAAACACCUGAGCCAGCUGCUCGAGCUCCAUUGGAAAGUAUUCAAACUUCUGCACCUAUGGAGUUGGUUUGUCUUGACUUUUGGAGUGCAGAGGAUAACAAGCAGCGUUCAGUGGAUGUGUUGGUCUUGACAGAUCAUUUCACUAAACUCGCUCAUGCCUUUCCUUGCAUUAACCAAACGGCAAAGCAAGUUGCUCGAAAGUUAUGGGAUCAUGUGUUCUGCGUGUAUGGGUUCCCUGAGCGGAUCCAUACGGAUCAAGGCACAAAUUUUGAGAGUGAGCUUAUUGCUGAAUUGCUAGCACUUUCUGGGGUUUCCAAAUCUCGUACAACUGCCUAUCAUCCUAUGGGAAAUGGCAUCACAGAGCGGUUCAACCGAACAUUAGGAAAUAUGCUUCGCUCCUUACCCCUGAGAUCUAAGGAUAAGUGGCCACAACAAAUUCAGACUCUGACCUUCGCUUACAACUCAACAAUACAUGAGACGACUGGUUACGCACCUUUCCAACUCAUGUUUGGACCUGUCCCACGAUUACCUGUGGACAUAAUGUUCAAGCAAGUAUCGAAGGAUCCGGUGAUUGUUGAUUAUAGCAGCUAUGUUGCAACUUUAAUGUCUCACCUUCACGAAGCAGCUGAAAUUGCUCAAAAACAUGCUGUACAAGAACAGAGGAAACAGACCAAGAUUUAUAACCGCAAGAUCAAGGGAGUACAUUUGAGCAAUGGAGAUAGAGUGCUCAUUGCCAAUAAAGGAGAAAGAGGAAAAAGGAAGUUGGCAGAUAGAUGGGAACCUACUGUGUACACCAUUGUGGAUAAUGAUCCCCAGACACACAUAUACAAAGUGAAGGAUGACAAAGGGCACACUAAAGUGGUACAUCGGAACAUGCUCUUAGACAUUAGUUUCUUACCAGUGAUAUGUCCUGAGGAUGAAACAUGUGGAUCAACGGUUGCCGAUUGCUCAAAUGAUUUUGAGUGUGAGAGCCGAUCAACAAAUUCCACUGAUUCCUUGGAGGAUGAAGAUCCUGAAAACAAAACACAUUCAUUAGUAUUAAAUGAGGAUGUUUCAAAGAGUUCAAAACCUUUUGAUGUACAAAUGGAACAGGAGGAAGAUGAAGGUGAUGACACUUACUGUGUUAAUUCUGGUCAAGACAGUCAAAACCAGAUGCUCCCUGAUAAAACAUUGAACACAGGAAAUUCUGAUUGUGACAAUGCAUCAUUGGCAACAUCUGAUUUGACCAAUUCAGGUAUUACUGACUCUGAUUUACCUGUCUGUGAUGAUGCGUCAAUGCCAGGUCCUGAACAAGGCACAAUUACAACACGGGCUGGUAGAGUAGUAAAAAAAGUCAACCGUUUGAUUGAGACUAUGGCCCAAAAGCCAUUUAAAAUGGCAAACUUGUCAAACAGAUUCCAGAAAAAGUCACAGUCCCUUUUAAGCCUAUUCUAAAUUUCGUGAUUGCGUAGGAAGUUUACUUUCUAUUUCUUUUUCUUUUUGGGAUCAAUUUUUCAUUAAGUGAUAUAAGAAUAAUGUGAGUGAGGAUUUGUUGCAAAGGUUAAGUGUGGUAUGGUGUAUUUGGCAACAUACUUUACUAAGAGGUUUUGAGGCUUGAUCACCCUUAAAUUUCUCUGUAUCUGUCAAGACAGAUAGCUUUCAUUGCUGUAACUAUGGUAUUUUUGCAUUGAGAUUCUUUAGGAAAUUCUCGUUACUCAUGUAGAAUUUUGGUGAAAUUAGGGGAGGUGAAUGUAACAGGUGUUAUAUUUAUUUAUUAAUUUCACACAAAAUCUCUCUUUUUGUUAUUAUCAUUUGUUAUAUUUAUAUAAUUAUUUUGUAUUCUGGAAAUUCUUUUAAUAUUGAUUUCUUUUAUUUGAGAUGUCAUGUUUCUAUGGUUAUAUGGUACUUUUUCAGUAUUGUUAAAAAUGGCGCGUGGCUCCUUUAAGACUUAUGUUCCGGUUCCGGUUGCUCUCCUUCAGUUCGCGGUAAGCGCGACUGAAGAGAGGUUAGUUGUGCUGAAGCUCCGUCUAAAAAGUUUGAUAUGGGUUUUUUUUAUUGUAAUAAGACAUGUAAUUUUGUUCUUAAAUUCACUUUAAUCUUAUUCAAACAUGUAUGAAGUUUGUGUGACUGAUAUGGAGCAUGUAUUUUUGGAGAGAGUUCAUUAAGCAUGAGUGUGCAAGCUCUGUGGCUAAAAUAAUGCUUUUCACGGACAGGCUGGUGUUCCAGUUGUGAGAGAAGGCCACAGGUUGAUUAAUUUGUUUCUUUAUUCAUGCAGGUAUGUUCUCUUUCAUGCUUCUGAUAAUAUUGUUUUGAAUUUAUGUAAAAUGCUUUAUUUUAUUUAGUUUUAUUUUUCUAUUUUUUUAUGAAAUAUGUUGAACACAAUUGAUUUUGAUUUACAUGAAAAGUGUAAAAUGUGUUCAGUUCGCGGUAAGCGCGACUGAAGAGAGGCUGGUGUUCCAGUUGUGAGAGAAGGCCACAGAUUGAUUAAUUUGUUUUUUUAUUCAUGCAGAAUAAAAUCUGGCCAGAGUAAUUCCUGUUGCCCGGUCUUGUUCAUUUAUCCACACAACGCAGAGCUAAACGAAGGCCGGUC